Messenger RNA from [Torrubiella] hemipterigena, 1755 nucleotides. The record is from the annotation of a GenBank genome assembly. Lineage: Eukaryota; Fungi; Ascomycota; Sordariomycetes; Hypocreales; Clavicipitaceae.
CAACAGAGCAACGAACAGCUGUCUGGCCAACAACACAGAGCAACAUGUCUGGGUGCCCGCUUGUUGGUUCUUUUUAACCCCGAAGUUGUUACAAGCCAGUCUUACAAAGAAAGCAUAAUGAGGCCCGAAAACUUACCUCGAGGUCCCCGUGGCAGGGGACGGGCUCCUACAUAUCGAGGUAGGCGGCCAACUCGAGGCCAUGCUCCUUCUCCGGGGUCGAGCCCUAGCCGUUUUGGGCAGACGACGUUUCCCUCAAGAGGUAGGCCAUCGCCAAGGGCGAAUGCCAGAAUGAUAGGGAUCAAUGAGAGCAAACGAGGGGGCUUUGUCAAGAUCCCAAAAAUGGGAACCCUACGAGCUCAGGCGGAUUCCUCGCGUCAACAUGAUGAGUCACAGAUGAGCAAUGAGUUUCUCGGCAGCCCUCCAACCACUGUUGAUCUUAUUCAGGCUUACAUCAUUCUUCCGGCGAAUGAUCCGAACUACAAAGACAUUCAACAUGUCUUUGACAGUGUUCGCCGACAGCAAUGCGUUUGGGUGGAGGUGCAGAACAAUGGCAUAUUGCUUCUCAGUUCUAGGACAACUAUUGCAUUACAGAAUGGUGUGAAAUCUAUCAACACUAUUCUAUCAACCACUCGCAUGGCUAAAUCGGAGGGAACGGCCCGGUGCCACUGGCUUCAAGAGCAAGUGCUCGACAGCGCCGCCAUUCCUAUUCGAAUUAUUGUUGGGCAACGACUACAUUUGCUAGAAGCGGCUACAAACUUCGUAAGUGAUCGAUACUGUAUCACCCAAAAUAUACAAAAGAUACAGGAUAAGCUUGGCCCAUCCUUUGCUAGCAUUGAAACCUUGAAUGGCCAAGUGGCCCUUUCUACUAGCUAUGGUACUAUGCUUCUCAAAGGGAAGAGUUUCCAAAUACAAUCGGAGCUAGUAUUUGAGACGAUCAAGUUAGCUAUGAAACAUGAUAUGUUGACAUUUGCGGACCAUAUUUCGCCAAUUGACGAGGAAAUUUGUACGCCAUCUGCGUUGGUUAGAUUCGUCACCGACCCAGCUACUACUAUUUGCGAUAACCUAGAUGCUGUUACUUGGUCUCAUCAAGUAUCAUACCGACUCCACGAUGUAUCGUUGACCGCCUCUGCAUAUACUGUUGCAGAUGGCGCUCUCUGUUUUUCCACCGGGCGAUGGGUGUCUGUCGAUGAGACCUGUCACUUCGAUUGGAAAUUUGUUGCUCCAGAGUUAUCUAUUGACUGGGCGCUGCAGCUGUCCUCCCAGCGAAGCCACGACCCCGGACCUCGAGAAGUUGAGUCGCUUUUGCGCAGCUUGCAGUGGACAUCAGAUCAUGAUGGUGGACCACACACCAUUUUUGGCUGCCUUCCAGUUUGCAUUGCUAUCUCCAAGCCUGCUCUACAGACUCUCAAGACUGUGAAUGAAGUUGAGAUGAUAACGAGUUGUGUGAUUCCAAUUGCAGGGACUCGGUUUAUGCUGGAGAUACAGCUUACUCGCAUUUGGAACGGAGUGUUGCUAUCUCAACCUCCAAAAGGAAUUUGGAUGAACGUUAGAGUCUAUGCUGGUCACUGGGAGGAGGCGCUGAAUCAUAUCCCUCCUGGUCAGAGCUGCCGAAAGUUUGAUAACGACCUGAAGGAGGUUUGGCCUGGAUCUGGGACCCUACAUAGUCGAUUGUUUGAGUUUGUGGGCUGCGUGGUUCGUGUACAGAAGAAACUGUCUUGCUUUGUUAAUCAGUGUACAGAGAACAGUGCCAGUUAG